AUGACUGAAAAAUUUGUAAGUGGUGGGUUUGGUUCAAGAGGACUUGGGGCCAUAACAAAUAGUUUCUGGCCAGGCAAACCACAGUUUACUGAAAGUGAUUAUCCAAAAUUAGAUGGUAAGGUGGUAAUUGUCACUGGGGCAAGUGCUGGUUUGGGUUAUGAAGUUACCAAAUUAUUAUUAGGAUCAACCAAUGCCAAGGUGUAUAUGUUUACAAGAAACAAACAAAAGACCAUUGAUGCUAUUAAGAGAUUAGAAACUGAAGUUGCAAAGGAAUUCAAUAAGACAAAUCUUAAUGUUGAUUAUAUUUCAAUCGAUUUUGCUGAUUUAACAACUAUCAAACCUGCUGCUGAAGAAUUCUUGAGUAAGUCAGAUAGAUUAGAUAUUAUUAUUCACAAUGCCGGUGUGAUGACUCCCCCAGAAGGAUCAGUCACCAAACAAGGCUUUGAAUUACAAUUAGGUACUAAUAAUUUUGGUCCGCAUUUACUUCAAAAAUUCUUAGAUCCAUUAAUUAUCAAGACUUCUAAAAAAAACAAAGCAGGUGUAAGUAGAAUAGUGUGGGUUUCGUCUUCUGCUCAGUAUUUGUCCUCAAAAGGAGGUCUUUUCUAUAGUGAUCCAAAUUUCAGAAAUACCAAAGCUAGUGCUGCAGGUAAAUAUGGUCAAAGCAAAGCUAUAAAUGUACUUCAAGCCAAGGGAUGGAAUAAUGCUCAUCCAGACGGAUCAAACAUCAUCAGCGUAUCGCUAUGUCCUGGAAUUUUAACUACAGAUUUAACAAGGCAUUCAACUGCAAUUGAAGCAUUUAUAGUAAGACUUAUUGGACAUCCUGUUAGAAAUGGAGCUUACACGGAAUUAUUUGCUGCUCUUUCAUCCAAUGUAUCUACUGGUGAUCAUAUUCAAUCAUUUGGAAAGGUGACCAAAGCAAGAGAAGAUUUAGAAGAUCCGAUUGCGAUUUCUAAAGCAUGGGAGUACAUUGAAGAAAAUAUUAGGUCAUAUAUAUAA
Molecule: messenger RNA, 996 nt
Organism: Scheffersomyces coipomensis
Lineage: Eukaryota; Fungi; Ascomycota; Pichiomycetes; Serinales; Debaryomycetaceae
Product: short-chain alcohol dehydrogenase
Exons: 1
Coding region: 1-996 (331 amino acids)
Source: RefSeq, a predicted model, not a curated record